Molecule: messenger RNA, 1513 nt
Organism: Daphnia pulicaria
Lineage: Eukaryota; Metazoa; Arthropoda; Branchiopoda; Diplostraca; Daphniidae
Product: all trans-polyprenyl-diphosphate synthase PDSS1-like
Exons: 9
Coding region: 158-1333 (391 amino acids)
Biological process (GO): isoprenoid biosynthetic process; ubiquinone biosynthetic process
Cellular component (GO): mitochondrion; transferase complex
Molecular function (GO): prenyltransferase activity
Source: RefSeq, a predicted model, not a curated record
UUCUUUUCCAUCUGGCUGUGUUGACUUUAUCACGCUGUCGGAUGCGCUGGAGGGCACCAUAAAACAGUUCGUGAUUGGAUUCCUUUCUGAGCAAACGUUUCUUCUUGUUGCGACCCUCUCCAUUCAUCGAGUAAAAUAGCGACAGCAACUGUUUAACAUGAGUGGAUUUCUUUCUAGCCAGAGAUUGGCUCUGCAACUAGCGUCUCGCCAUUUUCGUGAAGGCUACAGCGGUUUGUUCAAACACCAGUGUUUAUUAUCCAAGCACACACCUUUGCUUAAACACGAAAACCAGAUUCAAACUGGAGUUCCAAAUAUCACAAACAUCGCCACUGCUGUACCCAAAACCGAAAAUUUCGGACUUCGGGAAGAUGUUGUGAUCAGGCAAGACCUAACGGGUCUUUACAACGGCAUCCGAGAGUCUUUGAGUGAAACUCAGGCAACACUUGUACCAAUUGCUCAAUAUUAUUUCGAUGGACAGGGUAAAGCCAUUCGGCCAGUGAUUACAAUGUUAAUGGCUAAAGCCAUCAACUACCAUCUCGGAGAAAACUCACGAAAUGUGGUUGAAAAACAGAUGAAGAUAGCACAAAUUGUUGAAAUGAUUCAUACAGCCUCUUUGGUUCAUGACGACGUGGUUGAUGCGGCUGACAGUAGAAGAAACAAAUCCUCUGUCAACAAAGUUUGGGGCCAAAAAAAGUCGAUCUUAGCGGGUAAUUAUGUUGUUGGGCGUUCGAUUGAGAUAUGCACUACAAUCGAAAGCCACGAAGUAUUAAACUUGAUAACUAAGAUUGUUUCUGAAUUGGUUAGUGGAGAACUAAUGCAACUCGACGGUACCGCAAAUAAAGAGGAGUGGUUUGAUCACUACUUGGAAAAAACUUUUAAGAAAACUGCUAGUCUGAUUGCUAAUGGCUGCCAAGCAGUUUCGGUUGUCGCUGGAGCUAGCUCAGCUACGCAAACAAGCGCUUUUCAAUUUGGUCGGCAACUGGGAAUGGCAUUCCAACUGGUUGACGACUUGUUGGAUUUUGUUUCCACUUCUGCGCAACUGGGGAAACCAGCAGCAGCUGAUCUACGCCUUGGACUGGCCACUGCUCCAGUUUUGUAUGCUGCACGGAAGUUUCCAGAGCUUAAUGCGCUGAUUCUAAGAAGAUUCAAAGAGACAGGAGAUGUUGAAACCGCUUUCGACUUAGUCCUUCGUUCAGACGGAUUACAGCGAACUAAAGAAUUGGCUGGCCAAUACUGCGAUGAUGCCGUGACUCAAUUAGCUCAACUAUCGCCAUCGCCUUAUCAACAGGCCUUAUUUACAUUAACCCACGAAUUAUUGAACCGGAUGAAGUAAGGAUCGAAAAAAAAAUACUAACCAAUCACAACAAUAUUCAAAUACUUCUCGUGUUGGGUAAAUUCUAUUGCGAUUUCCAUUUGUAUAAAUGAUCACCCAAAUAUUGGAGGGUGAAAUAAUCAUAUAAACGAAAUAAAUACUAAUAAAGUGAACGAAUACAAAACUAAGCAAAAUCGUAAA